Molecule: messenger RNA, 1132 nt
Organism: Ectocarpus sp. CCAP 1310/34
Lineage: Eukaryota; Phaeophyceae; Ectocarpales; Ectocarpaceae
Source: the annotation of a GenBank genome assembly
UGCUAGGCGUCACGCGCGCACCGCACAAUGGAUGCGAAAGCACUGGAGCGAGUCGGCCCACGACAACUACCCCUUGGUGCGGAAGUGCAUGCAGCGCGAUUUGUUCGAGCUGCUGUACUCUCGGUUCCUCCACUACUCGAACCCCAACGCCCCUCCGCGGCAACUACCGACCGGAGAGGACAACCCGAAGUACGACUCGAAGUGGCAUAUCAGGGACCUGGAGAAGAUCCUUAACCGCGCGUGCCCCUGGNAUGUUGACUUGGGUCAGUGGUUGUGCUACGACGAACAAGUGUUGAAGACAGUAAGCACGUUUUCGAAAGGACUCGCUCACUUCAACCCGGCGAAACCCAUCACACACGGGAUGAAGCAAUAUGCCGCGUCCGACAGGAACGGAUACUGCUUGAUCAACAGCAUCGACGGGAGCUUCACAGGUGAUCCCUCCCUUAGACCCUUGGAGGAUUGCCCCCUCGGCAAAACCACGCGACACGUGCUUCACGUCCUGCUGGAGGAGUGCGAGACGCUGCGCGGGAAGCUUGUCGGUUCCAGCGUCUUCAUCGCAAUGGACAACUACUUCACCUCGCCCACCCUGUUCACCUGCCUCGCGUCACACGACAUCUUCGCCGUGGGUACCUGGCGCAGCCCGCGGACGUGCGGCGCUCUCCCGUACAUGGAGAGCCUCGGGCGUACGACUCCCAACCCGGACGACAUGACCUUCUGCCGCUCGGUUGAGAUGGCGUUCGUGCAAUGGAGAGACUCGAAGGAGAUUCUCCUUUGCAGCACGGUCCACAUCGGGGAGACGGGGGAAGAAGGGGGCGGCAUCAACCACUUCAAGCCUGUACCUCUAGCACAACAGCCUACGGGGAAGGUUUUGGGUAGCGUCCAGUUAAAGUCACAGCUGUUGUGCAUGAACCCUGCAUGCCCAAAGCGAAAGCUCAAAGGGUGCACAUGCGAGGAGUUUUGCGCUUUCGAGGGUCAGACAGGAGUAUUGAUGUGCAAGACGUGCUUCCUCGACACGGACCGCCACGCGGCCGCCGCCGAAGCCCACUGGCAUGGGGUCUUUGAAUUGUCUACUCCGUGUACUGUACCCCCUGAGAUGAAGUUGGAUCCCCACUUCAUCCCAGACCCUUGCUGA